UCCAAAUACUACCCAAAUUCGUAUCCGUUUCAACCUCAAAUUCUUACAACAAAUACUCCUUGCCGCGCUCUUACCCUCCUUUCUUAUCGCUGCAAACACAAACUUCUCUUUCUACGAACAAAAAAUCAAAAUUGAGGAAUGUGUAGAGAGCCGGAUGAAUUUGAACAGAGUCAACGUUGGGCUACCUUUCAGUUCUGGAGGAACCUACUCGUUCCAGGAGGAAUCAGAUCUCCUCCAGCUUAAUACCACAGGUUCACGACAGCUUUCCUGUGAGAAACAAUAUGAUAAUCAGAUAGAGUGGACCAAUGAUCAAAGAAGGGUUCCUGUGAAUGGAAUGAUUGGAAAUAGAAUCAAGAGUUUUAUGUGGAAAAGGAAUUUGGACAUUGGCAGGCAGAUGUUCAACAAUUUGGCUGACUGGAAUAGUCAGCCAUCAGUAGAUGCGGUUUUUGAGGAUCAUAUUGGGGAAAUAUCUUCACGUGAAUAUCAAAACCUAUUCCAGCAAGAAGCAUAUUAUCGACAACCAUGGCAGGAUGAAGCACAGGACUUUCUUUCGUCCACCUUGACACCCAUUUCCCAUACGAUAGACCUGGGUGAUUCACCUGUUUGUUUCAGUUCAAAUUUGCAAUCGGUACAGCAUGAUCUCUUAAGGGCUUCUUGUAUGACUAACAGCAUGGUCCAUACAGGAUCCUCAGCUAAGAAGCCAGGUGAAUUUGGAGAAGUACUUUCCCCGGUCAGUGUGUCACAUGUUUCCACAGAGAUUGUUGAUUCUCCUGAGCCAUUCUCAUCUGUUACUGUAUGCUCUGAAGGAGAAUGGAAUGCCAAUAAGGAACCCUAUGAAGAUGGACUAAUGUAUUCAGACAGCGGUUUGCUGAGUAUCUCUGAGUGGGUAUCAAAAAGUCCAAUUAAGCCUCAGUAUUCUGAUGAAGUUGAAUUCAAUCUCAGAAACUCUGGAGAAUACUUGGAAACUAAUCAGAAUAUUUAUCAUGAGAAUGUUCCAGCAUUACAUGGACAAAGUGUAGAGUCCUCUCAUCUGAAUCGUAGGACUUCAGAAUCGGAAGCCAAGUGUUUUUGUAAAGACAACACUUUGCCAACUGCAAUGUCUUAUGAGCUGCCUAAUUCAAGAUCACAUGGGUACUUGGUGGAGCAAGAAGCUACCAUGAGUAAUGUAUCAAGACAAAGAUCCAGUUUACUCAGCGUAUUCCAGCCUUUCCCAGAGCAGUUAACUAGUAUUCAGCAACGAGAUUUUCAUCAACUUCACAAUGGUUCUUCAAAUGUGUCUGGCUGUGAUGUUUAUCCAAUCGGAUCGGCAAACCUUUCAAAUUCAGAUAAUUUGUCUUUACAUGAUAUUCUUGCUUUAUACAUCAAUUACGAUAGUGCAAUAGUGAAUUCUGGGAGAAUUCAAAUUCCUUUUAUGAAUUACUUGCAUUCAACUGUUUGCAAUGGAAAGAGAUGUUGGUGUGAUAGGAACUCGACACUGAUAUCUCAUUUUGAAAACUGUCAAUAUGCUGGCUGUGGGAUGUGCAAGCCUAUCAGAGAGCUGCAUUCUGCAGAUGUUAAGAAGUCGGACAAAAACGUGGUAGAGAUUCUCCAUGAUGAGGAAUGUAGUGGCUUUAGCUCUUAUAUCAAUGAAGCUGCUUUGCCUCCAUCAAAGCGGAAGAGGGUAGAAAAUCUACCUGCGCUUCAAUUUGGUUAUUCUAAUGCUGAUUCUGGCAAUCAGCAGUCCCCUGCUGCUGGACAUUUAUCAUCAUGGCAGUACUUUGAAGGUCCUAUUUGCAGCAAGAAGAAUAUGACAGAGCUCAGUAACAAAUCUGCAAGCUGUGUGGAGGACCGGAAUACAGCUGGUGAAUCAUGUAAUCUUUCCAGCAUCGACAUCUUGCAGGUUGACAAUGGUUCUUUUUCCUCUACAGAGCUUACUAAUAAUUGUGAACUGCAGAAGACAGAGCAUACAUGCACUAGCGGAACAGGUUAUAGUGAGAUUGACAGUUCUUCCCAGAUGAGAGUAGAUAGGUUGUCUUUUCUUCCUAUAGAGCCUACUGAUGAUCAACGAGAGGAGUUACAACGGACAUCUAAGUAUAACCAGACCACUUCAUCUGCAAGAAGAGAUUUAACUGAACCAAAAGCUGAUUAUCAGGUGGGAAUGAGAUCAGAAGAUCCAAAGAGGCUGGGUAUUUCAUUGACGGACUUUUUCACUAUUGAGCAGUUGAAGGAUCAUAUCCACAGUCUCAGACAAUAUAAUCAGAGAUCGACGGGAAAUAUGACAGUACAUCCUAUCUGUGAGAAUAUAUGCCAAUUAUGUGGCAUAGAUAGGCUUGUUUUUGUCCCAACACCUAUAUAUUGUUCAUCAUGUUGUACUUGUAUCAGGCGCAACUUGCUUUAUUAUUGGGCUGAUGACGAAGCUGGGGGACGUCACUAUUUUUGUACAAAAUGUUUCAGGCAAUCGCGUGACGAUAAUGUCUCAUCCCAAGGACUAUUAAUUAGCAAAGAUAAGUUUCGAAAGGCAAAAAAUUGUGACCAAAAUGAAGAAUCGUGGGUACAAUGUGAUAAGUGCGAAUGCUGGCAACAUCAAUUAUGUGCUCUCUAUAAUGCUAAAAAAGAUCUAGAAGGACAGGCAAAGUACAUUUGUCCAUUUUGUUGCCUAAAGGAGAUAGAAGCAGGAGAGCAUGUGCCUUUACCAGUUGCUAUCGGAGCCCAAGAUCUUCCAAGAACUAUGCUCAGUGAUCACAUUGAGCAGAGACUGUUCAGGCGCCUCAAGCUAGAAAGAAAUGAGAGAGCAAAAUUGAAAGGACAGGAUGCUGAUGAGGUACCUGGUGUAGCAGAUCUAACGGUCAGAGUGGUAUUGUCUGUUAACAAAAAGUUAAGAGUAAAGCAGCAAUUUUUGGAUCUUCUUCACAGUGAAGAUUAUCCACCAGAGUUCCAGUACAAAUCAAAGGUGAUACUGUUGUUCCAGAAAAUUGGAGGAGCAGAUGUUUGCCUCUUCGGGAUGUAUGUCCAAGAGUUUGGAUCAGAAUGUGCCCCUCCUAAUAAACGUUGUGUCUAUAUAUCAUAUCUUGAUUCUAUCAAGUACUUUAGACCUGAUAUAGAAACUGUGAAAGGGGAAGCUCUGCGUACUUUUGUAUACCAUGAAAUACUGAUUGGAUACAUGGAUAACUGCAAGAAACAAGGUUUUACAACCUGCUAUAUAUGGGCUUGCCCACCUGUAAAAGGGGAAGACUACAUCUUGUAUUGCCAUCCAGAAUCUCAGAAAACACCAAAACCAGAGAAACUUCGGUUGUGGUAUAGGUCAAUGUUAAGGAAAGCCUCUGAAGAGGAUAUCGUGGUGAACUACACUAACUUGUAUGACCACUUUUUUGUGCCGAGUACAAGGAAUAGUGCCAGGAUAAGUGCUUCUCAUUUGCCAUAUUUCGAUGGAGACUAUUGGUCAGGUGCUGCAGAAGAGAUACUUAGGAAUAUUGACAAAGAGAGCAGAGGUGAUUCACCGAAUAAAGUUAAAAAGCGACUGACAAAGAGGACGUUAAAAGCAAUUGGACAUGACACUCUUUCUGCGGAUACGACUAAAGAUAUUCUAGUGAUGCAAAAGCUGGGGCAAACAAUCUUACCUGUGAAAGAAAAUUUCAUCAUUGUAAACUUGCAUAUUGUGUGCACAAACUGCCAAGAAGCAAUAUUAUCAGGAAGCCGAUGGUCUUGUGAGCAGUGCAGAAACUUCCAUAUGUGUGCGAGGUGCCUUGCUCUGAAGGAAAACCUUAGUGAGCAGAAAACACACACUUCCACUAGUGGAGAAGUGCAUUUACUUUCUGAGGUUGUGGUGGACGAUAUACCUGCUAAUACUGAGGACCGAGAUGUCAUUAUUGAAAAUGAUCUUUUCGAGAAUAGGCAUUCUUUUUUAAGCUUCUGUGAGAAAAAUCACUAUCAAUUCGAUACGCUCCGUCGCGCCAAGCAUUCCUCAAUGAUGAUAUUGUAUCAUCUCCACGAGAACAUUCACCUGUCCAAAACUGACUCUGGCUUCGGAAAGGAGCAAUUUGAGGGGCAGAGACCAUUGCAGGUCAAAUUAAUGGAUGUACUGGUGCAUGCAUCUCAAUGCCGUCCAACCCCAAGUAAUCCCUGCUCGUACUCAGCAUGCCUCAAAAUUAGGAAACUUUUUCAACAUGCAAGCCGGUGCAAUGUUAGAGUUCCAGGGGGGUGCGUACUUUGUCGCAAAACCUGGUCCCUACUGCAUUGGCAUUCAAAGACCUGUCAAGAUUUCAGUUGCCCAGUUCCCCGUUGCAAGGACAUUAAAAAGCAUGUAGCAAGAAGGAAUUCAUCGCUUCAGAGAGGUGAAAGGGGUUAGCGACUACAUGAAAUUACAUUGCCAUGAUUGCCCUGGUGUAAAUUCAUUGCAAGUGUACAGUUAGUUCGGUAAUUGACAACGUUGACUUUAUGUACAGUGACAAAGGCUCAUCAACUGGUGGCGAAGUUUUUUUGAAGAUCGCCACAAAUCCUGCUCAAGAUCCUAAUGUAUAUGUUAAACAUUAAAUGUACAUAGAGUUGCCAUUGUAGUUGAGUAACAUGGUUUAGGACUUUUUAGCUUGCCUCCCUAGAUACCGCGGAGCUCCAGAUAUUUUUGUAUAUUACAAAUAGUGAAUUUAGUCAAAGUGUAGUUGUCCUUUUCUAUAAAUAUAAUAUAAGUAGUUAGUUUAGUA
Lycium ferocissimum is the source of this 4676-nucleotide messenger RNA. RefSeq names its product probable histone acetyltransferase HAC-like 1. Bases 155 to 4324 code for a protein of 1389 amino acids. Gene Ontology annotation, molecular function: transcription coactivator activity; zinc ion binding; histone acetyltransferase activity. Lineage: Eukaryota; Viridiplantae; Streptophyta; Magnoliopsida; Solanales; Solanaceae. Gene Ontology annotation, biological process: positive regulation of transcription by RNA polymerase II. The record is from RefSeq and is a predicted model, not a curated record. Gene Ontology annotation, cellular component: histone acetyltransferase complex; transcription regulator complex. The transcript has 17 exons.